Hemiscyllium ocellatum (epaulette shark) is the source of this 1295-nucleotide messenger RNA. Its product is annotated as histone H2A. The coding region runs from base 151 to 531 and encodes 126 amino acids. The record is from RefSeq and is a predicted model, not a curated record. Gene Ontology annotation, molecular function: DNA binding; protein heterodimerization activity; structural constituent of chromatin. Gene Ontology annotation, cellular component: nucleosome. The transcript has a single exon. Lineage: Eukaryota; Metazoa; Chordata; Chondrichthyes; Orectolobiformes; Hemiscylliidae.
CAUCUUGUUUGCUACAUUGUCGCUGACGAGCAGUGAGUGGCCGGCUCGGGCGGUUACAUUGUUUCCAAUCGCCGGCACGUUCUUUCCUUCGCGGUUACAUUGUUACCGAGUACAGUUACAUUGUAGCAGCGCGGCCUCUGUUCUAUCCCGAUGUCUGGGCGAGGUAAGACCGGCGGCAAGGCACGGGCUAAGGCCAAGUCCCGAUCUUCUCGGGCCGGCUUGCAGUUCCCGGUCGGCCGCGUCCACCGCCUGCUGCGGAAAGGCAACUACGCCGAGAGGGUAGGAGCCGGGGCGCCGGUCUACCUGGCCGCCGUCCUCGAGUACCUGUCGGCUGAGAUCCUGGAGUUGGCCGGUAAUGCGGCCCGGGACAACAAGAAGACCAGGAUUAUUCCCCGUCACCUGCAGCUGGCCAUCAGGAACGAUGAGGAGCUCAACAAGCUGCUGGGAGGGGUGACCAUCGCUCAGGGAGGCGUUCUCCCCAACAUCCAGGCCGUGCUCUUACCGAAAAAGACCCAGACUUCUAAAAAAUGAGGCAAUGCGCAUUUGCUUUGAGCAAUUUCUGAUUUUUGUUUCGGCUGGGGGUGUUAUUGGGGGAUGUAAAAAUUGCAAUCAAUUCGUCAUGGAUCCAGUCUUCGGUCUCCUUUUUUUUAAAAUUUCACUGUCACAUUGUAGCCGAUCGCAAGAGUUUGGGAUCGAGGAACUGUCCGACCGUAAACCGUCGUUAAAAAGACUGAUAGUCAGGAAAUUCCGCUCUCGCUUGACGGGCUCCGCUUGUUGGAUAGCCCACUUUGUCUGUUUGCUUGUAUGUUCAGUUUCUGACUGUGUGUAAUUUUUGGGGAUUCCGCGGGAAAUAGCUCGGGUCUGUUGUUUAGAUUUUUAACAAGGCGCCGUGUUGUCUCCGGAGAGCUGGGGGUUUGCAUUCCGGAUUGUAACUGUGUUGUGAUUUUUUUUUUGCUUUGUUUCCAUUCUCCUGAAACUCUUUCAGUCAAAACGUGACUGAAGCCGUGAGCCAGCUAGUGUGGUUUUUUUCCUCCCCCCCCCCCCCAAGUGAUUAUGUAUUAUUGAGAUUAUUUUUUCCCCCUCUUUAUUGAUUUUAUUUGAAUUCGCUGUCCGGCCGAGGAAAUAACUUCGCUUUCUGGCUAAAAUGUUGAAUGGAUCCUCAUCCCGUGGGGUCGGAGAUGUUUAUUGUAUCUGUAGUUUUUAGCACUUUAAACGCAUCCAGUGUUUUUGAACUUUUAUUUGUGUUUGGGGGGGGGGGGGAAGGGGCUAAUGGAAAUAAAAUUUAUAAAAUGCGA